AAUUCAUGGACUGGUCGCUUAGUUUCUUAAUGUUUCUCUGAAACUGAAACUCAAAGUACCACCGCGUUCUAUUCCCGGUGACAGUUGACGGUCUUGAUUCCCAUUGGAGAAAUGAGGAACUCAAUGUUGAUUGAGUCCUCAUGUAGGUAUCUGCUUCAAGAGCUGAAGCUGAUAUGGGAUGAAGUUGGAGAAGACCAGAUAGAGAGAGAGAAGGCUCUGCUUGAAUUAGAGGAAGAGUGUCGAGAAGUUUGCAGAAGGAAAGUUGACAGAGCGAACACUUUGAGAGCUCGUUUGCACCAGCUGUUGGUAGACUCUCAAGCAGAAUACACCAACCUUCUUGUGUCCUUAGGAGAAGGGUUCCUCGCUCCUCGACCAGAGAAGUUAGCUGGAACGCUGAAGCAGCAGCUCGACUCCAUCACGCCAGCACUUAGUGAAAUGAAGAAGAGGAAGGAUGACAGAGUCAAGCAAUUUCAGGACGUUCGAACCCAAAUUCAGAGGAUUUCAUCAGAAAUAUCUGGAAAUGAAGAACCAGAAACUCUUGAAUGGGAUGUCAACCAAGGCGAUCUCUCUCUAAAGAGGCUUGAAGAUUACAAAAUAGUACUACAAAAACUAUACAAGGAGAAGAAUGACAGACUUAAGAAAGUUGAUGAAUAUCUAAGGUCUAUAAACAGCCUCUGUGCUGUUUUAGGGAUGGAUUCUUCUCAGAUCUUGGGAGACAUCCAUACAAGCAUGAAUACUUCAUUUGGGCUGCAAUUGAAGAACAUAAACAGUGAUACUUUGGCCAAAUUGAAUGAUACACUUGCGUGGCUGAAGGAUGAGAAGAAAAAAAGGCUUGACAAGCUUAAAAUGCUAGCGAAGACACUGAAAAGUCUGUGGAGUCUGAUGGACACUCCAGUUGAAGAACAGCGUGCAUUUGCUCAUGUAACAGCAACCUUACUGGCAUCAUCACCAUCAUCAUCUGAUAUAUCAAGUUCAGUAAUCCUCACCCUGGAGGUGAUUCAUAAGGCCGAGGUCGAGGUUGAGAGGCUAGAUCAAUUAAAAGCCACCAAAAUGAAAGUUCUCUUCUAUAGGAAACGAAUGGAGCUCGAGGAAAUAUGCAAGAGAAGUCACCUGGACUUUGCCCCACUAACCGAGAUGGACAGCUUGGUCGAUUUGAUAAAUUCUGGGGAAAUAGACACGGCUGACCUUCUUGCAAGCAUGGACGAGCAUAUCGCUAGAGCAAAGGAGGAGGCUUCCAGCAGAAAGGACAUAAUGGAGAAGGUUGACAAAUGGACAGCCGCCUGUGAAGAAGAAAGAUGGUUGGAAGAAUAUAACAAGGAUGAAAGCAGGUAUGCAAUGAGUAGGGGUGCACAUAAAAAUCUGAAACGAGCUGAGCGUGCUAGGAUUAUGGUUACCAAAAUUCCUGCACUUGUGGAACUGUUGAUUGUCAAGACCAGAACAUGGGAAGCAGAAAGAAAAAAAGUUUUAUUGUAUGAAGAUGUACCAUUGUUAGAUCUGCUGGACGAGUACACCUUGCUAAGGCAGGAAAAAGAGAACGAGAAACAAAGGCAAAGGGAAAAGAAAAAAGUUCAGAGCAAAGUCAAUGGCCGCCAGGAGAUUCUCUUUUCACCACGUCCAGGAUCUAGCAGCAGUCGAUUUUCAACAAGAUAUUUGAACACAAGCUUUAGUAGCACGGUACCUGUGCAGAGAAGACCUUCCACAGGAAUGAAUUCCACAAUCCAAGGUACAUCCCUCAUCAAAGAAAAUAGCCAGUCACGAAGGCCAAGGAUGCCAAUGCAUCUGAGUUAUUCUUAUCACAGAGACGACUCCACAUCCGAAGUUUCUGCAACAUUUUCAGGCCCACAGUCUCCUUGAGUACUAUAAAUGCCACUCAACUGCCUGCAAAAUUUCUGAAUUGCACCACUUGGAAAAGCAAGCAUAUACAACACGAAGAAUUGGAAAGAAAAAAAAAAAAUAGUUAUCAUGGCUGAGACGCCCCACUUUGGUGCUAAUCUGUAACAAUCGUUUAUUGUUAAAUAUUUUCCUGCUUCACAAAGAGAUCUUUCUCAAGUUCUGCACGUGAUGUAAUCAUGAUAAUAAAUAUGAAGUUUCAAGUUCUCCGUUUU
Molecule: messenger RNA, 2105 nt
Organism: Nymphaea colorata (pocket water lily)
Lineage: Eukaryota; Viridiplantae; Streptophyta; Magnoliopsida; Nymphaeales; Nymphaeaceae
Product: 65-kDa microtubule-associated protein 8
Exons: 11
Coding region: 112-1854 (580 amino acids)
Biological process (GO): microtubule cytoskeleton organization
Cellular component (GO): cytoplasm; spindle
Molecular function (GO): microtubule binding
Source: RefSeq, a predicted model, not a curated record